ACUGCGCAGGCGCAGUCGCCUCAGGACGGUCCCCGCCUUUCCGACCGCGGGCUUAACACGGUAGCGCCGGCGCACUGGCGAGCUCCGUUCACACGCUCCGCGGCCUGCAGGCGCCGCGAGUUCCGGCUGUCCCCGUCACCGCCGCUGCUCCUGGAGGUCGGUUGCGACGAGUAACGGCGCCAGGACGAGCUCCGCGCCUUCGUUUCCGAUAUGUACCCGAAUUGGGGCCGGUAUGGCGGGAGCAGCCACUAUCCGCCGCCGCCGGUCCCGCUGCCGCCGCCGCCGGUGGCGCUUCCUGAGGCCUCGCCGGGGCCCGGGUACUCCGGUUCGACGGCCCCCGCGGCGGCCCCUUCCUCAUCGGGCUUCAUGAGCUUCCGAGAGCAGCACUUGGCGCAGCUCCAGCAGCUGCAGCAGAUGCACCAGGAACAAAUGCAGUGCGUUCUCCAGCCCCACCACCUUCCUCCGCCCCCGCUGCCACCCCCGCCGGUGAUGCCGGGGGGCGGUUACGGAGACUGGCAGCCACCGCCGCCACCGAUGCCCCCGCCACCGGGGCCAGCCCUCAGCUAUCAGAAGCAACAGCAGUACAAACACCAGAUACUCCACCACCGAGAUGGGCCUCCCGGUUUGGUCCCAAUGGAGUUGGAGUCCCCUCCUGAAUCUCCCCCUGUACCUCCGGGAGCUUACAUGCCCCCGUCUCAGUCGUACAUGCCUCCACCUCAGCCACCACCUUCGUACUAUCCUCCUUCCUCUGCGCAGCCCUACCUGCCAUCCGCUCAGCCGUCCCCUUCACAGUCCCCACCUUCCCAACCCUAUCUGGCGCCCACCCCUUCUUACUCUUCCUCCUCUUCCUCCUCACAAUCUUAUUUGAGCCAUUCCCAGCCUUACUUACCACCUUCUCAGGCAUCUCCUUCCCGCUCCUCCCAGGGUCAUUCUAAACCCCAACUCCUACCACCACCGUCCGUUCCUUCUGGGACUAAGACAACUGUCCAGCAAGAGCCUUUGGAGAAUGGGGCCAAGAACAAGAAUGCUGAACAGAAACAAGCUGCUCCUGAGCCAGAUCCCUCUACAAUGACUCCACAGGAACAACAACAAUACUGGUAUCGACAGCAUCUGCUUAGUUUGCAGCAGAGGACAAAAGUGCAUUUUCCAGGACACAAAAAGGGUCCCGUUACAACAAAGGAUGUACCUGAAACCAUAAAAGAAGACGUUCCAGUGCCUGCCACCACUCAAAUGUCAGAGCCUCUUUCAGCUGAAGAGCCCCCAUUGCCACCUCCAAAUGAAGAGGCACCACCUCCGCUCCCACCUGAGGAACCCCAGUCUGAAGACCCAGAAGAGGAAGCUAGGUUAAAACAGUUGCAGGCUGCAGCAGCACACUGGCAGCAGCACCAGCAGCAUCGAGUUGGCUUUCAGUAUCAGGGAAUAAUGCAGAAGCAUACUCAGUUACAGCAGAUCCUACAGCAGUACCAACAAGUCAUCCAGCAUUCACCACACAUACAGACAAUGUCUCUAGAUGUGCAAUUGCGACAUUAUGAGAUGCAGCAGCAACAAUUUCAACAUCUCUACCAAGAAUGGGAGCGAGAGUUUCAGCUGUGGGAGGAACAGCUCCAUUCCUAUCCUCAUAAAGAUCAGCUUCAGGAGUAUGAGAAGCAGUGGAAAACAUGGCAAGGACAUAUGAAAGCCACUCAGACUUACCUCCAGGACAAAGUCAGUUCAUUUCAGAAUGUGAAGAACCAGUACAUGGGGAACUUGUCAAUGCCGCCUCCAUUUGCCCCAUAUUCUCAGAUGCCUCCACCUCUACCAACAAUGCCCCCUCCAGUAUUACCUCCAUCCUUGCCACCACCAGUGAUGCCCCCUGCUUUACCUGCUACUGUACCGCCACCUGGCAUGCCCCCACCUGUGAUGCCACCUUCUCUACCAACCUCUGUGCCCCCACCAGGGAUGCCUCCAUCUCUUUCUUCAGCGGGCCCACCACCAGUCCUCCCCCCGCCUUCCCUCUCUUCUGCAGGGCCACCACCAGUCCUCCCCCCGCCAUCUCUCUCUUCUGGGGCACCUCCACCUGUCCUGCCCCUCCCGCCAUUAUCUUCAGCCACACCUCCUCCAGGAAUCCCUCCCCCUGGAGUCCCACAAGGACUGCCCCCUCAGUUAACCUCAGCUCCAGUGCCACCAGUCUCCAGUUCCCAAAGCUCACAAGUCCCAGAAAACCCUCAGCAAGCACUGCUUCCUACACCUAUGCCUUUUGGUUCAAACCCACCUUCAUCUUACCACCCUCCACCUCAUUCAGAACAAGUGAAUUCCAAACCUCUGAACAAGGCAUUCAGUUCGUUCUCUUCAGAGCCAGGACUUGUGGAACCUCCAGCUGCUCCAUCUCAGUCUGUCUCUACAAAUAAGGACAUGUCAGUGAGGUCAGGUGGACCGCUUCCAGAAUCUCCCAGAAGCAGUUUCUUGGAGGGUCCAAAAGGCCCCAGAUUUGAUGGUCCUCGAAGAUUUGAGGAUUUAGGGUCAAGGUGUGAAGGACCGAGACCCAAAGGGCCUCGUUUUGAAGGAAAUCGCCCCGAUGGGCCAAGACCCAGAUAUGAAAGUCACCCAGCAGAGGGCACUAAAAGCAAAUGGGGAACAAUCCCCCGGGGUCCAGCAUCUCAAUUUUAUAUAACUCCCAGUACAUCCCUAAGUCCUCGACAAAGUGGACCACAGUGGAAAGGCCCCAAAGCAACUGUUGGACAGCAGCAUCAGCAGCAACCUAAGUCACAAGCAGAGCCUCUUUCAGGAAACAAAGAACCAUUAGCAGACACAAGUAGUAACCAGAAGAAUUUUAAAAUGCAAUCAGCUGCAUUUUCCACUGCUGCAGAUGUCAAGGACACCAAGGCGGCUCAGUCGAAUGAGAAUCUAAGCGACUCUCAACAAGAGCCACCUAAAGGCCAAGUCUCAGAAGGGCCCAUAGAGCCUUCUAAUUGGAACCAGAAAACUUUGGAGACUGAAAUGGACAAAGCCCAAGGUGUUACUCGGCCUGUGUUCUUUGCAAAUAAGCCUGUACCUACUCCAGCUACCUUUUCCUUCAAGCUAGAGAACAUAGAGGGAGGAGAAGCAAUAGCAGCAGCAUUUACUGCAGAUAGUAAUUUCAAAGCUUUCGGUGUUAGUUUGCCUCACUCAGAAAACAACCAAGGAAAAAGUCUGCCUCAGACAGACAGCAGAGAAAAUAGAUUAGAAGGCAAUAAAGGCAGCAGCUCGUCUUACAGAGGUCCUGGGCAAAACAGAGUGGAAGGUACACGGGAUAAAGGACUAGUAAAUAGAGACCAUUGCCAGACAAUUAGUCGAGGUCCGGGGCUGGUCAAACAAGAAGACUUCCAUGAUAAGAUAAUGGGUAGAAGAGAAGACAGUCAUGAGAAAAUGAACAGAGGAGAAGGCAGUCGGGACAGGGCGUUGGUGAGGCCAGGAAGCAGUCGGAGUAAAGUACCAGGUAGUCCACAAGAUAGCCAGGACAGUAGUGCUAGCAGCAGAGAAAGGGGACCACCUCGAAGGGCUGGUAGUCAGGAGAGAGGACCUCCUCGAAGGGCCGGAAGUAGAGAGAGAGUACCCUCCCGAAGAGCUGGGAGCAGAGAGAGGGGGCCACCUCGGGGGCCAGGCAGUCGAGAAAGGGGACUAGGAAGGCCAGAUUUUGGUCAUGACAGAGUUCCAUUCAGGACAGAACCAGGAGAUGGUGGGGACAAAAUGUAUCCUUAUCACCGAGAUGAGCCUCCAAGGGCUCCGUGGAACCAUGGAGAAGAGAGAGGACAUGAAGAGUUUCCAUUAGAUGGUGCUCCAAUUGAGCGAGAAAGACUCGAUGACUGGGAUAGAGAGAAAUACUGGAGAGAGUGUGAACGUGACUAUCAAGAUGAUACACUAGAUCCAUACAACAGAGAGGACAGGUUCUCAGCACCACAGUCUCGGUCUCAUGAUGGAGACAGGCGAGGCCCUUGGUGGGAUGACUGGGAAAGAGAUCAGGACAUGGAUGAGGGUUAUGGUAGGGAAAUAGAUAGGGACUUAGACCGAGACGAGGAUCGGAUUAGAAGACCCAUGGAUAUAUAUGAUAGAAAUGUGGAUAAUGAGUGGGACAGAGAUUAUGGGAGACCACUGGAUGAACAAGAAUCACAGUUUCGUGAACGGGAUAUUCCAUCUCUUCCGCCUUUGCCACCCCUCCCACCUCUUCCACCUUUGGAUAGAUACCGGGAUGAUAGAUGGAGAGAAGAAAGAAAUCGAGACCAUGGGUAUGACCGAGAUUUCCGUGAUAGGGGUGAGUUGAGGAUUCGAGAGUAUCCAGAAAGAGGAGAUUCAUGGCGGGAAAAGAGAGAUUAUGUUCCUGACAGAAUGGACUGGGAAAGAGAACGGUUAUCAGACAGAUGGUACCCAUCUGAUGUGGAUAGACAUUCCCCCAUGGCGGAACAUAUGCCAUCCUCACAUCAUUCCUCUGAAAUGAUGGGGUCCGAUGCAAACUUAGACUCUGACCAAGGCCUUGGAGGGGUAAUGGUUCUCAGUCAGAGGCAGCACGAAAUCAUUUUGAAAGCUGCACAGGAAUUGAAAAUGCUUCGAGAGCAGAAAGAACAGCUUCAGAAGUUGAAAGACUUUGGGGCUGAGCCACAGAUGUCUGACCAUCCACCACCCCAGGACUCAAGACUACAGAAUGCAUCAAGACCUGGGAUAUAUCCGCUCCCAGGAUCCUAUAGACCACGCCCUCCUAUGGGUAAGCCACCAGGGUCAGUUGUAAGACCCUCUGCUCCACCAGCAAGAUCAUCUGUUCCUAUGACUAGGCCACCUGUGCCAAUACCGCCACCUCCUCCUCCGCCUCCGCCACCACCUCCUCCUCCAGUUAUAAAGCGAAAACCUUCGUCUAUGAAACAGGAACGCUGGGACGAAGAUUCUUUCUAUGGGCUCUGGGAUACAAAUGCUGAUCAAGGACUGAAUUCAGAAUUUAAGUCAGACACUGCAGCAAUUCAGUCUGCUCCAGUAUUACCACCCCCACCUGUUCAUCCUUCCAUUCCACCCCCUGGCGCAGUGCCUCUGGGUAUGCCACCAAUGUCCAAACCACCACCGAUGCAGCAUACAGUUGACUAUGGCCAUGGCCGAGAUAUGCCUACUAAUAAAGUUGAACAGAUACCAUAUGGAGAAAGAAUAACUCUACGCCCAGAUCCAUUACCUGAAAGGUCAACUUUUGAUGCAGACCAUUCAGGCCAGCGUGAUCGCUGUGAUAGAGACAGAGACCGUGAACCUUAUUUUGACCGUCAAAGUAAUAUAGCAGAUCAUCGAGACUUUAAAAGGGACCGAGAGACACAUCGAGAUAGAGACCGAGAUCGUGUUCUUGACUAUGAGCGGGAUCGAUUUGACAGAGAACGCAGACCCCGAGAUGACAGGAACCAGUCAUAUCGAGACAAAAAAGACCAUUCCUCAUCCAGAAGAGGAGGAUUUGAUAGGCCGUCCUAUGACCGGAAGUCUGACAGACCACCCUAUGAAGGCCCAUCCAUGUUUGGAGGAGAAAGAAGAACUUACCCAGAGGAGCGAAUGCCCCUGCCAGCCCCUUCCCUGGGCCACCAGCCACCUCCAGCUCCACGGGUGGAGAAGAAGCCUGAGUCUAAGAACGUGGACGACAUUCUGAAACCCCCGGGCCGGGACAGCAGGCCUGAAAGAAUUGUUGUUAUAAUGAGAGGAUUGCCUGGCAGUGGAAAGACACAUGUUGCAAAACUUAUUCGGGAUAAGGAAGUAGAAUUUGGAGGACCUGCACCCAGGGUUUUAAGUCUAGAUGAUUAUUUCAUCACUGAAGUAGAAAAAGAAGAAAAAGAUCCAGAUUCUGGAAAGAAAGUGAAAAAGAAGGUGAUGGAAUAUGAAUAUGAAGCUGAGAUGGAGGAGACGUACCGCACCAGCAUGUUCAAAACGUUCAAAAAGACUCUGGAUGAUGGAUUUUUCCCUUUCAUCAUUCUGGAUGCUAUCAAUGACAGAGUUAGACAUUUUGACCAGUUUUGGAGUGCAGCAAAAACCAAGGGUUUUGAGGUAUAUUUGGCUGAAAUGAGUGCCGAUAACCAGACUUGUGGCAAGAGAAAUAUUCAUGGAAGAAAGCUUAAAGAAAUAAAUAAGAUGGCUGAUCAUUGGGAAACUGCACCUCGACACAUGAUGCGUCUAGACAUCCGUUCCUUGCUACAAGAUGCUGCAAUUGAAGAAGUAGAGAUGGAAGAUUUCGAUGCAAACAUUGAAGAACAGAAGGAAGAAAAGAAAGAUGCAGAAGAAGAGGAAAGCGAACUGGGUUACAUUCCGAAAAGCAAAUGGGAGAUGGACACUUCUGAGGCAAAGCUAGACAAGUUGGAUGGCUUAAGGACUGGCACUAAACGUAAACGUGACUGGGAGGCGAUUGCCAGCAGAAUGGAGGAUUACCUGCAGCUCCCUGAUGACUAUGAAACUCGUGCUUCUGAGCCCGGGAAGAAAAGGGUGAGAUGGGCAGACCUAGAAGAAAAGAAGGAUGCAGAUAGGAAAAGGGCCAUAGGUUUUGUGGUCGGACAGACUGAUUGGGAGAAAAUCACAGAUGAAAGUGGUCACCUGGCUGAAAAAGCCCUCAAUCGAACCAAAUAUAUAUGAGACUUAGUUUUUGAAUGGAACCUUAUUCCUCUAAGGUGGUUCGCUUUGAGGUGACCUGAAGCCAAGGCCUCAUGAAGCUUCUUGUGUUUCUGCGUUUCAAUUUUGUUUUGUUUCUACCACUUUCAUUUUUAAAAGUUAUCCAGUAUCCCCAAGAAAUUUUAGAAUCUUGCUGUACCCAAGCAAGAUAUUAAUUUUUCUUUUUAACUAAUUUGGGGAGGGAGGGUUAGCUUAACUGUUGAAGUCAGGUGGGGAUCCUCAGGAGGAUUCCAACAGAGUAUUUCCUCCACUGAACACUGUCACAGACUAUCAUCAUUGCUUUGUGGUUGUUUUUGUUUUUUUACUGUAUGUGACUGGUAGUUGAUUGUACUAGGAUUAAAAACAAUAAACUUUAACCAUAAAGCCGAUGAGAUUCAUGGGCUGUACAGCA
This is a messenger RNA of Phodopus roborovskii (desert hamster), 7021 nucleotides long. It is a transcript of the gene Ylpm1, whose product is annotated as YLP motif containing 1. NCBI's taxonomy places the organism in Eukaryota, Metazoa, Chordata, Mammalia, Rodentia, Cricetidae. Bases 211 to 6594 code for a protein of 2127 amino acids. The transcript has 21 exons. Gene Ontology annotation, biological process: regulation of telomere maintenance. The record is from RefSeq and is a predicted model, not a curated record. Gene Ontology annotation, cellular component: nucleus.